AUUGUGACUGAUUACUUGUGAACUCUUUCGGCAGGAGUAUCUUAAAGAUGAGCUUUUGGAGUUUCUGGGACCAAAAUGUUUCACUGAAUGGCGAGAUUGGAAACUUGUGCAGGCGGGAGGCUGCAGCGCGGCUGCUCUUUCAACAGGCGAUUUGUUCUCCUGUCUGUGGCUCAUUUCCAUGCAAAGAGCCUGACAUCAGAGCACCUUUUGUUGCUAAACGCUUUCUGUAGCUUGGAGGGGAGAGAGUCAUGUGGAGCUGGAAGAGCUCAUUUUGAAGAGAGGGGUCCCGGGGAGUUCCUUCCAAGCUCCGGAGGCACCACGGUCACCCCUGCGGGGCCCUGCCCAGACUUGCUGGCAGAAGUGAGUCGCGUGGCUUAGUGAGUCGUCCCCGUCACAGGAAGAAACGCCUUCGCAGAGGAUUUAAUUGCUUCUGGCUUGCCAGUAAUCCCCGCUGUAAAACUCAGUGGUGCGAACUUUGCCUCCAGCUACCCUGUGGCCUUGCGCAGCCGGGGUGGGAAAGUUCCUGGAGUUGUCAGUCGCGCACCCCUCCGCCACCUAGAGCCGAGGUGCGGGAGCCUGCGAGGGGUCCCCGCGGGUUUGCUGGGGGAUGCCGCGCGGGGGCACGGCUCAGUGACGCGGCGGGCGGGGACCUGGCGCUGGGCCCGGCUGCACUCCUGCGAGGGGCGUGAGUGCCCCAGGGACUAGGACGCACCGCUCGCGUGCGGGACACGGUCAUGGAGGAUGCGGGAGCUGCUGCCCCAGGCCCGGAGCCCGAGCCAGAGCAGGAGCCGGAGCAGGAGCCGGAGCCCGAGCCCGAGACGGAGCCCGAGACGGAGUCCGAGACGGGCGCCAGCAUGUCCCAGACGUUUUCCCGGCUCUGGGCCGAUGUGAUGGGCAUCCUGGACGGCUCCCUGGGCAACAUCGAUGACCUGGCCCAGCAGUAUGCAGACUAUUACAACACCUACUUCUCCGACGUGUGCGAAAGGAUGGAGGAGCUGCGGAAGCGGCGGGUCUCGCAGGACCUGGACGUGGAGAAACCCGACGCCGGCCCCACGUCACUUCAGCUGCGGUCCCAGAUCGAAGAGUCGCUCGGCUUCUGUAGCGCCGCGUCAACGCCAGAAGUGGAGAGAAAGAACUCUCUUCGGAAGUCAAACUCAGAAGACAGCUCCGUAGGAAAAGGAGAUUGGAAGAAGAAAAAUAAGUAUUUCUGGCAGAACUUCCGGAAGAACCAGAAAGGAAUAAUGAGGCAGACUUCAAAAGGAGAAGACGUGGGCUACGUGGCAAGCGAGAUAACCAUGAGCGAUGAGGAGCGGAUUCAGCUGAUGAUGAUGGUCAAGGAGAAGAUGAUCACCAUCGAGGAGGCACUGGCUCGGCUCAAGGAGUACGAGGCCCAGCACCGGCAGCCAGCCGCCUUGGACCCUGCUGACUGGCCCGACGGUUCCAGCCCCACGUUCGACGGCUCGUCCAACUGCAACUCAAGAGAACAAUCGGAUGAUGAGACCGAGGAGUCAGUGAAGUUUAAGAGGUUGCACAAGCUGGUGAACUCCACUCGCAGAGUGAGGAAGAAACUAAUCAGAGUGGAAGAAAUGAAAAAGCCCAGCACUGAAGGCGGGGAGGAGCCUGCGCCUGAGAACUGCCCCGUCCUGGACGAGAGGUCCGCCCUCUACUCCGGAGUGCACAAGAAGCCGUUUUUCUUCGACGGCUCUCCCGAGAAACCUCCGGAAGAUGAUUCCGACUCUGUCGCCACUUCUCCAUCACUGAGCAACCUGGAGACCUGGGGAGCUGGCCGGAAGUUGGUCAAAACCUUCAGCAAAGGAGAGAGUCGGGGCCUCAUUAAGCCCCCCAAGAAGAUGGGGACCUUCUUCUCCUAUCCAGAAGAAGAAAAGGCCCAGAAGGUUUCCCGCUCCCUGACCGAGGGCGAGAUGAAGAAGAGUCUGGGGUCCCUGAGCCACGGGGUAAGUACGGACGGUCUUUGCUUCUAUGACAACCACCGACGUAGGCACCACCUUCUAGUGUCCCUGGAGGAGGUUCAGAGCGUCCGCAAGCACAUCCGCUUGAAGAAAACGGAUACUAAUUAUUCAUGUUCCAGAGCUUUCCUCUGCCAGCGCCCCUCCAGAAAAGGCGUUAACACCACGACCUGUGACCUGCAGCUGCUGCGGCAGAGACCCAAAGGGGGAGGGAGCUGUGGCGCCCCCAGCAGGAGGGUGCGCGGGCGCCCCUCGGUCAGCGAGUUCAAUAUCACCUACGUGGUGGAGCGGAGCCUGUACAGCCACCUGAACCUGACCCAGCUAGUGCGUCCUGCCUCAGACAGGACCCUGAGCAAGGCUGAGAAGCAGGACCUGAGGCGGUGCUUGCUGGAGGAGGAUGAGGAGGCCAAGAGGAAGUGGGCCGCCACAGUCGACCGCUGUACUAAGAGGGUUCUCUUGAGAAUCCACCAGAAGUCCAGAACCUGCAGUUUCGGAGGGUUUGACCUGACCAAUCGCGCCCUGCACAUCGGCAGCAGUAACUCUGACCCGCUGGGCAAAGAAGGAGAUUUUGUGUACAAGGAAGUCAUCAAAUCACCUACUGCCUCCCGCAUCUCUCUUGGAAAGAAGGUCAAGUCAGUAAAAGAGACGAUGAGGAAGAGGAUGUCUAAAAAGUACAGCAGCUCCGUGUCCGAGCAGGACACGAGCCUCGAUGGAAUGCCGGGCUCCCCUCCCGUCUCCCAGCCUGACGUUGAACACGUGGACAAGCCCAAGCUCAAGGCCGGGGGUUCUGUGGAGAGUCUGCGGAGUUCUCUGAGCGGACAGAGCUCGAUGAGCGGUCAGACGGUGAGCACCACCGAUUCCUCGACCAGCAACAGGGAGAGCGUCAAGUCGGAAGACGGCGACGACGAGGAGCCACCCUACCGGGGCCCCUUCUGCGGGCGCGCCAGGGUGCACACCGACUUCACGCCGAGCCCCUAUGACACGGACUCGCUGAAGCUCAAGAAAGGAGACAUCAUCGAUAUCAUCAGCAAACCACCCAUGGGCACCUGGAUGGGCCUAUUGAACAACAAGGUGGGCACCUUCAAAUUCAUCUACGUGGACGUGCUAAACGAGGAGGAGGAGAAGCCCAAGCGCCCCACCAGGAGGAAGAGAAAAGGAAGACCACCCCAGCCCAAGUCGGUGGAGGAUCUCCUUGACCGGAUCAACCUGAAAGAGCACAUGCCCACCUUCCUGUUCAACGGAUAUGAAGAUCUGGACACCUUCAAGCUCCUGGAGGAGGAAGACUUGGAUGAGCUGAACAUCAGGGACCCGGAACACAGAGCAGUUCUCUUGACCGCGGUGGAGCUGUUACAGGAGUAUGACAGUAACAGCGACCAGUCGGGGUCCCAGGAGAGGCUGCUGGUGGACAGCCAGGGCCUGAGCGGAUGCUCCCCACGAGACUCGGGAUGCUACGAGAGCAGCGAGAACCUGGAAAACGGCAAGACCCGGAAAACUGGCCUUCUGUCUGCCAAGUCACCCGCCGAGUCCAGCUUGAAGUCUUUCGGCAGGAGUCAGCCGGGCAACUACCCGACCUUGCCUCUCCCGAAGUCGGCGGACGCCCGGACGCCGGGGCAGGAGAGCAGGCUGGGCCGCGGUCUGGCCCCUCCUCGCACUCUCGAGCACGGCGACCCGCCGUGCGUGACCGGCUCGAGCAAAAACCGGAGAAGCCUCCCCGUUUCCAUCUGCCGCAGCUGCGAGACCCUGGAGGGCCCCCAGCCGGGGAAAGCCUGGCCCCGGUCCCACUCCCUGGACGACCUUCAGGGGGAGCCUGAUGCUGGAACAGACGUGCCUCAUGCGGCGACGGAACCCUCCCCUCAGAUUGCACCGCAAGUGCCACAAAAGACAGCCCCCUCCGUCACCAAGGUCCCCAGCCCCAGACGAGAUCCUGCCGUUGACAAUGCAUUGCUACUGACCCAAAGCAACCGGUUUUCUGACCCUCAGAAAACGACUACUAAGAAACUGGGCGGCGGCUCGAGUGCAGCCCCUUCCCGUGGCCUGUCGCCUCCCCCGUGUUUACCCAAAAACCCUGAUGCUCAGCCUCCCGGGGUCAGACCCAGCUUAGCGAGGACUGCUCUUGAGGGCCACCGGAAAGGACUCGACUUUGAAGGAAGCUGUCACCCCCCGGGCACCAAAGAAGGUGAGCAGAGGGGCCCUGAGGCCAAGACGCCUGCCAGACACCCCUCGCAGCCUCCGCCUGUCCCUGCCAAGAAGAGCAGAGAGCGCCUGGCCCUGGCCAACGGCCUGCCCCCCGGCUCCCCGGGCCCCAGCGCACCGUGCCUGCCCCUGAAAAAGGGCGGCUCUGGCGGCCCCAGCGACUGCCACUCCCCCCAGGCUUCGAGACCGCCCUCCAGGCAGGAGCCCAGCAGCCCUCCAAGCUCCAGGCCGCCACCCUGGCUCUCGGAGCUGCCCGAGAGCGCCAGCCUCCAGGAGCACGGCGUGAAGCUGGCCCCGGCCCUGACCCGGAAGAUCUCCUGCGCCCGGGGGGUGGAUCUGGAGAUGCUCACUGAAGACAAGUUGCGAGCUGAAGGCAUCGAUCUCACCGAGGAACCGUAUUCUGACAAGCACGGCCGCUGCGGGAUCCCCGAAGCCCUGGUGCAGAGAUACGCCGAGGACCUGGAGCAGCCCGAGAGGGACGUCGCCGCCCACAUGGACCAGGUCCGGGUGAAGCUGCUCCGCAAGCAGCACCGCAUGGCGAUCCCGAGCGGCGGGCUCACGGAGAUCUGCAGGAAGCCCCUCUCCCCCGGCUGCGUCUCGUCCGUGUCCGACUGGCUGGUCUCCAUCGGCCUGCCCAUGUACGCCGGCGCCCUCACGGAAGCGGGGUUCAGCACCCUGGGCCAGGUGCCUUCUCUGUCCCACACUUGCCUUCAGGAGGCCGGCAUCACAGAGGAGAGACACAUAAGCAAGCUCGUGUCUGCCGCCAGACUCUUCAAGCUGCCGCCGGGCCCCGAGGCCCUGUAGCCGGGCCCGGAACGGACCUCCGUGGAUGAGAGCCACCCUUUCACUGUGCUGGCGAUGCCGACGCAGUCCUUCCUUCCCCGGGCAAGCGGACCAGAUCCAGAGGAGCGGCCCAGGGUGCCGCUGAACAGCGCGGAGCCUUGGCAUAGGACCGAGGGACCCUCUCUUUCCCAGAAAAGCCCCUUUGCGGAAAUUGGUGUGGUUCUCUUCAAACCCCCCCCCCCCCCAAAGAAAAGACAAGCACUUAUUUUUGUUUCCAGAACAGAAUAGAACCAAGAUGCCAACUUGCCACAAAUGCUGUGCCUCUGGUCUGUCUUGGUGCACUGGGGAGAGGGCUGGGGGGGCGGGGGGAGGGGCAGCCUGUUCCGUUUCUGAUGAUAGUGCCCUUGACCUUCUGCCUGUCACCCUGCAGGAUACCCGAGGGCCAGGCAGGCUUAGCUAGGCCAAAGUAACAGACUCGGGAGUGAUUGUAAACACGGUUGACGUGCUCAUUGGUUCAAAAGUAAGAAAAUCUGUCUGCACUAGGGGGGAAAAAAUGGUCCUAUUCUCCUUUAGAUAAACAAGAGACGUUUUAAUAAUUGCUUUCUAGCAAUCAGCUUUUAUUUGCCUUAAUAUGAGCUUUUACGCAGUUGUCUAACUAGUGUUCACUACCCUGUAACCAUAGUUCCAGAUCUUCAGCUUCGACUGCCGUCUAACACGUCUGGGUGUUCCCAGCAAAGAAAACAGGCUCUUCUGGUGAUCUCAUGCUGACACGGCUCACUUUAUAGGAGUGUUUAUCGGGCGCGGAGUUCACGCUGGUGUCCACCUGUUAAACCAACUCCAAAAUCCAGUGAAAAACUAUCCGAAAUUCACCAGGCUAUCAUGUGUGUACAUGUGAGUGUUUGGGGGGAAGCUGUGGGUGUCUAUAGUAACUGCCUUUCAUUUGAACGCGUUCUGUGUCCUUAUCCUGCGGGUCGCCCUGGCGCAGCGCUGACUUGGCCUCCUGACCCUGACGGCCCCGCCCCCGAGUCCCACCCUCGGUCCCGCCCACAGAUCGCCUUCGAGGAGCCGUUGCGUAAGGCUGCGUUGUUCAGAAAGACCUUUUCAAAAAGGGAAUUAGUUUAAGAGAGGUUUUUAAGGUUUUCCUACAGUUUUACAAUUAGGAUAUUGUUUUUCUCCUUUUCUUAUUUAGGUAGUUCUUUUAAUUCAAAUAAAGGUUCCUUUUGGAGCCAGACAAACCCCCUUAGCUAUGUAUUAAGUGUUUGCAUAUUUUCCAUGGUUUCCCACUGAUUUCAGCAUAUUCUGUCCUCUCUUAGUCUCGUGUCUGACUUUCUAGCAACAUGACAUUUAGACAACUAAACUGGCAAGGUUUCCAUUGCUUACAAAAUGAUUUGGCUUUAUGUUCGUAUUGUGAGCACUAUUCCAAGCCCCGAAUGUGAUUCUUUACAAUAGAAACACUUUGAACACAAAGCCUUGAUCAAAAGUUCUUUAGUAUUUUAUCUACUCACUAAAACAAUUGAUUUCCCUCAGGGAAAAAAAACAACAACGUGGUUUCAUUAAUUACAAAGCCAUCUUUAGCAUUUGCUUUAUAUACUUAUAUCCAUGUUUCUGAGGAAAAGGAUGCUCUCAGGUGAUACAUUUUUUUCAUGCCUUGGUAUGCAUUUUAAAAAAAUAAUAUAUAUUUCUUCAAUAAUAGUUUCUGUAAGAUGCCAUGUGAAGAAGUUGUGGAAAUCUAGAAUAAAAAGCUAAAGCUGCCAAACUUCUGUGGCACCCUUCGAAAGAGCCCAUUUGCAUCACCUCGGGCUGUGACAUCCCUGUUAGCAGGGCCCCCGCUGAAGGGGUUCCUCGGCUGUGUUCGCCGUGAGCUCAGUGCGACACGGGAGAGGCCCACCUCCUGGUUUACGCUGAGCAAACACCGCACAAAAGUCCCGAUCGGUGACGAAGGGGAAGGAGGACUCCUGCGUGACUUUUCCAAGUUUUAAUUCACUCUCACUGUAACGCUUUCAUUGGGGUAAAAAUGGCACCGGAAAAGGGGAUUUUCUGAGCUCGAACUUUUGAGAACGCCAAACCGUAUUUUUGUCAACUCUUCUUCGGAGAUCAUUGCCUUUGCAGAGAAAAUUCCAGUUCAGGGACCACGAAUGAUUGUCGGUGGAGAGGUCUUCCUAGUCUGAAAGGUCUGAGGUUGUUUUUUUUACUUUAUUGUGCUUUUGUAAAUCCUUCUUUUAAAAAAAAAAUUAGUAUUUGUUUGGUCUUCUUUUGCUUUGAACUUUUCCUCUGAUCCUAGAGAAGCCUCAGCGUUUGUGUGUGACUUUUGACUGAGGUGGUUUGGGGCCACCUGGGGGCGGAGGAGACGGGUGGCGGGUGUCGGCCGCAUCCAGGUUGACUCAGGUGCACGGGGUUCGGAAUGUGGAGGAGCGGAGAAACUUGUCUCUGGGAAGCACAAAAGAAACCUGGACUGGCAGCCAGGCUCAGGUAGCUACACACACCCGUCGCGGGAAUUCUUCCUUCAAAGCUGUCUAGAACGAAAUGCAGCCAGCCCCAACCACUAGUUACAUUCCCAAAUAACCAAGUAGGAGAUAGAUUUUUUUUUAAGGCCUGCCUUUGUCAGAGGCCCUUUUCUCUGUCCUGAACCUGGGGGUGGGCAGCAUUGGAAGUGACUGGUGUACUGGUAAUCAGUUCCUGACAUAGCAAAGUUUGCUUUCAUAACUGCAGCGAAAGAAAUCCAUUCGCCAAGUCAGUGCUGCGUGUGUGUGCUGUAUGAUUUUCAGAAAAAUAAGUCUCGUCCUCUGAGUCCAAGUUAUCUUGAUUUUAAAUUGAUAGAGGAAACAAACUGUCAAGCAAGUUAUAUAACAACUAACAACAUUGCACUUUCUGUAUAUGAAAUCAGUAUUUAAAUAACUUAUUUUUCUCCAUUGCUGUUUUUAAACAUUGUAAGUAGCUGUAAUAUACCAGUACCAAUAUGUUCUUGCGAUUGCUUCAGCCCAAGAAAGCUAUGUAUUGUUUUAAAAAUUGUAAAAAUUAUUGUGAUGAUUCAUUUAGCAAAGAGAAAGGACAGAAGGGUUUUCCUAUGUAUCAAAACUUGUCUAUAAUUGUCAUCUAUGUACCUAGAAAAAAAAGUAAAUAAAUUUCUUCAGCUGAA
Messenger RNA from Phyllostomus hastatus (greater spear-nosed bat), 8079 nucleotides. RefSeq names its product SAM and SH3 domain containing 1 (gene SASH1). NCBI's taxonomy places the organism in Eukaryota, Metazoa, Chordata, Mammalia, Chiroptera, Phyllostomidae. The transcript is spliced from 20 exons. The record is from RefSeq and is a predicted model, not a curated record. Gene Ontology annotation, molecular function: protein binding. Bases 735 to 4964 code for a protein of 1409 amino acids.